AUGAAACUCUGCCAUUACCAUGUCUGCUUUUUACGUUUCGUCUUUCCUGCUGGGUUGGGGUUGGAAAGCGCUGACACCGGCUUUCAAUCCCAAACGUCUCUAGAAGCGAAGGCUGAUCAUCCAUUUGCAUUGGCUCAGGAUGCCUUCGGCGACGAGUCAAAUGCCGAGGUGAAAUACAAGGUCUUAUCAUGGUGUCAUGAUCGCAGAAUCGAUAUCCCUUGGUGUCUUAUCCUUACCAGCAGCCGUUGCUGCGCUCGGUCUAGUCCCCGGCCAUGCGACCUGUUCAAUGGUCUUUGGUGUUGUUGGGCUUGUUAUAUCGCUCAUUUGUUCCCUGCCCCGGACGAUGAAGAAUAUCUCAUGGCUUUCUAUACUAUGUGA
This is a messenger RNA of Aspergillus oryzae RIB40, 378 nucleotides long. RefSeq lists its product as uncharacterized. The transcript is spliced from 4 exons. The coding region runs from base 1 to 378 and encodes 125 amino acids. The record is from RefSeq and is a predicted model, not a curated record. NCBI's taxonomy places the organism in Eukaryota, Fungi, Ascomycota, Eurotiomycetes, Eurotiales, Aspergillaceae.